AUGGCGAGCUUAAUGGGGAAUGGACACGGAGCCCCGGGAAUUGUGAGAGAUCCGGCGACGGUGAGGGGACUAGAGAUCCCUCAUGUUUUGCCACACGAGAAGGUGUUUCCGAUUCAGAUCGGGAGCAAGCUAUUUAGGUUGAGCGGGGCCAGUAUCAGUUCUGAUGCGUUUAGAACCCCAGCUGAGAAACCUAGAGCACCCUCAUAUUUCUCGGAGUACUUUAAGUGCCAGCUAGCCACGGCCGAGACCCGCAGGGCACAGGGCGAACCAGACCAAGGAAUCAAGACGUUAUACAUCGACCGAGAUCCCACGAUAUUCUCCGAUAUAUCGCGGCAUCUACAGGGCUACCACAUCCAGCCCCGCGAUGGAUCGCACUUCGUCAAGCUAUUCGCCGACGCCCAAUUCUACCAACUACCAAGGCUAGUAAGCCAGCUCUUUGAAGACAACAUCUACAUCUCCAUCGGCGGGCGCGAAUUCCGCGUUCAAAAAGACCUCUUCACCGCCCCCGGCGACACCCCCAACUACUUCACCCUCGGCUUCGCCGUCAUGUUCUCCUCCACCGACGCCGUCUUCCCCGGCCUCGACCGCGCCGGCCUCCUUCGGCCGCCCUCCAUCGUCCCCCCCGCCGUCCCCAGCCGCUCCGGCGAAGUCUUCGCUGAGCUAAUCCACAUGCUCAAGGGCUACCCGCUGCACAUCCGCAACGAAGCCCACCGUGCCGAACUGCUUAGAGAUUGUAGAUAUUUCCUCUUCAAGGGGCUGGAGCAGAAACUCAUACCGCAUUCUAUAUCGCAUAAUCUCCAGCGCGGGAAGGAUGAGAUAACUAUCCGAUUAGAAGAUAUCCGCCAGCCGGGCCUAAGCAUCACCUUCGAUGCACCCUUCCAGACUGUCCCCUCUCCCGAGCCUUUCGCAAGACAUCUCCGCUACUCCGCGCCCAGUAUGUCGGGGUGGGUGCACUACAUGCGUCCUUUCGUUGACACCACGCCGCACGAGCUCAUCAUCGAGAUCAGUGGGGAAUGCACACGUCUUGACGUCGACACCAUGCGCGCUGAGUUCUCCGGCGAUGCGAAGAAAAGAGUUAAUCGCCUCGUCGAGGUACUGGCUAAUAAAAUCAACAUGCCCAAUGCACGUCCCAUGGGUCUGCUGAUGGGGAGUGGAGCGGGGAGUCAGCCUGAGAGCCCGGCGAGUGGGACGUUGGGGGAAGGGGGUGUGAAGGUUGUGUUUGAGGGGGGAAGUUCGAUUGUGCUGGAUGGGAAGGUGUGGAAGGAGGAGGAGGAGGGGGAGAGUGGGGUGAAGAUGGAGGAAGAUGGUGUGGUGGAUGUGGAUGCGCCGUCGAGGAAGAGGAGGAGAGUGGAGGGAGGCGCGGAGAGCGAGGUCUGGACUGUUAGGACGGGGCAGUGGAGGGUGAGGGUGCAGGCGGCUUCGAAUGAUAAGAGUGCGGUGGAAUGUGUUUUGAUUGCGGUGAAGAUUGAUGCGUUUACGGCGGAGCUUGCGAGGAAUCAGCAGAGGGGGUUUCUGAGUGGGUAGGGUGGUGGUUUGUAGCUGUAUGGGGUAUUUUAGGGGUCUUGUUGUAGUGGAUAUUAUCAAUAUCAUUCAUUGUGAUUUAUUUUUCUCGAGAUGCUAUAAAUAUUAGGAAAUGAAAG
Pseudogymnoascus verrucosus is the source of this 1640-nucleotide messenger RNA. RefSeq lists its product as uncharacterized. Bases 1 to 1524 code for a protein of 507 amino acids. The transcript has 3 exons. The record is from RefSeq and is a predicted model, not a curated record. NCBI's taxonomy places the organism in Eukaryota, Fungi, Ascomycota, Leotiomycetes, Thelebolales, Thelebolaceae.